AGGUCUACUCAUGCUCAUGCUGUCACAGGUCGUACGAGUUUCGAUAUUCAAUAGUUUAUUAGUUUUUAGUGAGUUGGUCAUCGUCUCUGAUAACAUAAUUUAUCGGGAGAUGUACAUAUUUUGUUGGUACGACUGCAAGGCAAUGAACUCAUAAUUGAAUUACCAAAAUCGAACACGAGUGGAAUGAGUGUGAAUAGAAAGCUUUAAUUAAAAUAUAUAAAAACACCAAGGAGUUCCACUUUUCUUUUUAAGUAUCGAACGGAACACGCGAUUUUACGUUUAUUCUUUAACCACUAAUAACGCGCUCUUACAAAUACGAAAGCUGCGAACUAUACUGUAGGUGUGGUACGAGUAAUAUUUAACAUUUAUUAGCAAUUCUCUUGUAGCUACUUUCAUACACCAAACAGGUUAUUUAACAUAUGUCAGAUUCUCAUUACCAAAUUAGUGACUAAUUGAUAGACUUGGAAAAAGAACAAACUAAAUGAAAAACGGUGUUAGACAAUAACAAAACACGUGAAAAUGCGGUGGUAGUGAUGCGUUUAAAGGGGAAGAAUAAUACUAAAUCCUUUCACGGCGUCUACAAGGUGCUUUCUCGUAUAUGUCGGACUGCAGAUAAAGGACAACUUGAUGGUUUCAUGGCGGAUGGUGCAGUGCCACCAAUGAAGAAUGGGCAUAAUUGUAACACAAUGGGUUUUGCAACGCAAGUCGUGAAACAGACAUCUGAUGUGUCUAACAUUGUUUAUGCUGUAGGGCAGUAUGCUCCAAAAGUGUUACGGAACUUGAAUGCCCAAAGACAAAAAAACCAAUUCAGUGAUGUGGGUUUGGUUGCUGGUAGUAGCAUUAUUAGGGCUCAUAGAUCAGUUUUGGCUGCUGGAAGCCCAUAUUUUAAUGCCAUGUUUACCGGUGGCCUUGUGGAAGAGCAGCAGGAGUUAGUAGAGAUUCAUUCAGUGUCUGCUAAUAUUCUUUCCAUCCUGGUGGAUUUUAUUUACACUGGCAAUGUUGAUGUUACCCAAGACAAUGUUUUAGAAUUAUUUGCAGCUGCUGAUAUGUUAGAGAUAGAUGAAGUGGUAAUGGGUUGCAUUACAUAUUUAAGUCAACAACUCCACCCUUCAAAUGCUCUUGGGAUUUAUAGAUUUGCUGAAGCACAUAACAGAUUAGAUCUUUUGAAGACUGCCCUACAAUUUAUAGAAGUCAAUUUUCCUCAAGUAUCACAAGAGGAGGAAUUUUUGGAUCUGCCGAAAGAACGUCUCGUUCGUUUACUCAGUAGCGAUUAUAUUCAUAUCGAUACAGAGUUUCAGGUCUUCCAGGCUGCGUAUAGCUGGAUUAUACAUAAUAUAUCGAUGCGAAGAUGUUAUGUCUUCGAAAUAUUAAGUCACAUACGUUUGCGACUGUGUUCAUUAGCAAGAUUGGAACGCGUCAUAUCGGAGUGUAAAGAUGCGAGUCUGAUUGUCGCGUUAAGAUCAAUACAAAAAGAUUUAGCGUCGAAUCAAGGAUGUCUUGUGCCCCUUCAUGCACAACCUAGGGUUUGCGCUAAAAAGAAUAUUUUAGUGAUCGGCGGCUCACGAAGAGAGCACACAGCGUAUAGUUGGGGAAAAGCUGCUGAAAGUACUUAUCAAACGAUUGAGAAAUUUGAUAUAUUCACGGGGAAAUGGAGUGAAGUAGCCCCAAUGAAUAUAGGACGAAUACUACCAGGUGUAGCAUUAUUGGAUGGUAAAGUGUACGUGGUUGGUGGAGAGCUUGAAUCCUGCAUCAUUGCCAAUUGCGAACGUUAUGAUCCAUGUGAUAACGUUUGGACUAAGAAGAUAGCCUGUAUGGUGGAACCCAGGUGUGAAUUCGGUCUAUGUGCCUUGGAUAACAACUUAUACGCGUUUGGUGGUUGGGUUGGUACCGAUAUCGGUGGAUCCAUAGAAAUAUAUGAUCCAAAAACCAACACUUGGACAUUACAUGGACAACUUCCUGCACCUAGAUUUAGCAUGGGAGUUGUUGCUUAUGAAGGAUUAAUCUAUAUAGUGGGCGGCUGUACACAUAACAGCAGACAUCGACAAGAUGUGAUGAGCUAUAAUCCAGUGACCAAAGAAUGGAGAAACUUGGCUCCAAUGCUCACACCACGUUCACAAAUGGGAAUCUCUAUACUGGACGGAUAUAUUUACGUUGUCGGUGGUAUUAACAAAAAUCAACAGGUUUUGUUAUCCGUUGAACGAUAUUCUUUCGAUGAGAAUAAAUGGAGUACUGUAGCGCCCAUGAGCGUAGGGAGGUCGUAUCCGGCAGUUGCAGCAGCCGAUGGUAGAUUAUAUGUUAUAGGAGGUGAUCAAUCACACGAGAUAAAUUUUUAUCGAACUCAGAUCACAAUAUCCACUGUGGAAUGUUACGAUCCGCAUUCGAAUAAAUGGCACGAGUGUGCUUCAUUACCUACAAGUAGGGGUGAAGCAGCGGCAAUUGUUGCACCCUUUUGAUUGAAAAUUGGUUUUAAUAUCGAUGCAACGCGUUGAACGGAUUUUAUAUCAAAUUAUACUCGUGCGCGUUUCAUUUCGCAUUCCAGAAUGAUACUCGAGCGUAUAUUAUAUUUGCUUAGUCGUAAACUUGAUAUCAAACAAGAAACAUACACGUUUUUCGACUAUCCUCUUUUAUGUUGUAUAAAUAAAUAUCAUUCAACGCGUAUACAGACCCUCAAAAGUUCAGGAUUACGUAUUAAUUCAUGAGAAUAUACCUUCCAUAUCUAAUAGAUAUAUCUAAUAAAGGGGAUAGAGCAAUACUAACAAAAGAUACGAAAUACUAGGUUUGUACUAUCUACUAUUCUUUUCGUAUACCUUAAGUAUUAUUGGUAACAAUAUAUGAUGAAUAAAAGAUUUAUAACAAUGCAGAUACUAGUCUGCUUUGAUUUUUCGAUGUUAGUGAUGCCUUACUUGAAGAUAAGUGUUUCUUCAGGGUUACAGAUCCGUCAACUUUACAGAUCUUCUAGGUAACAUCAAUUUCAGUCUAUAUAUGUAUCAACAUUUUACAUAAUGAUGGAUGGGUUAUUAGUAAUUCCUGAUGAUUUCUUCUUAAAUAUAUGACUGAGGUCAUUAGAAAAUUACAUACCUUAAGUAUUAUUAGUGGUCCCAAGCUUUUGAGCAGAUCUGUAUACAAUCUAGAAUGUAUUUUUUUUUUAUAUAGAUUACGAUGUUAUAAAGUAUUUAGAUAUCAGUAGCAUUGUUAUUUUCAUUUUCUUAAUGGAUAUAAGAUGCAAUAGGAUUUGAGAAGAAAGAGAAAUGUUUGAUUAAAUAAGUGCUAUUUUCUGUGCCGUCGCUGGUAAAUUAUGUACACUGAUUUUGUGAAAAUGUUCAUUAUGUAUAUCUCGCGAUGAAAAUAGCCUAUUACGACUUUAAAAUAUUAAAAAAAAACUUUUUAGCGUGAAAAGAUUUUAUUAGUGUAGAAAUGACUGACAGCCUUCACAUUCUAUAGUCAUUUACCAAAGUUAUUGAGAAUACAAAAUGCAAUGCUCUAUUGUAAAUUUGAUUACACUACAACGAGAGAUAAAAGGAGAUAUAUUUCCGUAUAGCCUGUGUACAAAGAAGGUAGCGACAAGAAUGCAGUGAGAUGUACGUAAUUCUCCUUGAGAAUUGUAAAUUCCGAUUACGCGUGCUUGUGAUAUUUAUCAAUUUCGUUUCCUUUUCCCUUGAAUCUAUUGUAUACGUAAAUUUAAGUUACUUAUUCAUUUAACUGGUGUAAGGAGUAACAAAUACUUAAUAUCCUAAUGAUGUUAGGCUUCUUAUUUUUUUCUUCUGAACUCGGUGAAAGCAUUUUUGAAAGCGUGAACGAUGUUUUAUGGAAUCACAUAUAACAUAAUUAAUGUUACAUCGAAAGAUUUCGUUGAAAAGUUUUAUUACGGUUGAGUAUCAUUUUCUCGAGAUUGUGACUGGUGCUAAUACCAAAAUUGAAAUUUACGAAAUUACUUCAUUAUGCUGUACAGUUUAAGACCAAAUAUAAUUUUCAAAAAUCAAAGGCUUUGAACCUUGAAAUUCUAGAAACAUGCGACACGAAUGUUCUAUCUUCAUAGUAUAUAAAUUGCUCUUGCAAACUCAUGCAGUAAUAACAAGUACUUAGCUUGAUCAUUAUUUUUACAAAAUGUACAUAUUGUAUCAAUGUGAUUCUAUAAUCAACUAACUCUUUACGUUUUAAUAGUAAUUAAUGGCAUAAUAUACUAAUUAACAAUUUUAUGUACUUCUUAUACCAAAGUUUUUUUUUGUAAUGAAUCAUUUGUAUGAAGAUGGUAUAUAUUAGCACUACGAGAUAAAUUAUAGAAAAAUAGCUAGUAGUUUUCAUUUUUGUUGCACUAAUACGGCUGCUCAGACAAAAUAUUAUCCCCAUGAACAGAUACUGAAUGUUAUAUAUAUGCUUUGUUCUAUUCAAAUAUAACAUUUGUUUAUCAUUAUCUUUAAUAUCGUCGAAUUAUUCGUUUAUAGAAUAUUUUGUUACAAAUAUACAAACAGUUUAUUUCAAGUA
This is a messenger RNA of Megalopta genalis, 4482 nucleotides long. Its product is annotated as actin-binding protein IPP. Gene Ontology annotation, molecular function: protein binding. The record is from RefSeq and is a predicted model, not a curated record. Lineage: Eukaryota; Metazoa; Arthropoda; Insecta; Hymenoptera; Halictidae.